CAACCAUGGUGUUCGCCCCUCGCAGGUCCUCCAGACUUGCGUCCGCAUCUUCUCCAAAGGAACUAUUGACACAGACUUCCGGUCCAUGUACUACCGCGGCAGGCAAGCGUGCGUCGCCCGCGCCGUCGCGCAGUAAACCAGCGAGGACAGUCGCGAAUAAAGCCAAGAAGACGAAUCAGGGAUCUUCCAAGACUCCGAAGGGUCCCCGCAAGAAAGCCUGCGAUAUUGGCAGGGAGAUGGAACCACCGCCACGCAAGCGCGCGAGGACCGCUACCACUACCACCGAAGCGAGGACCAGGGCCCCUGCUCUUGAGCCCAUCGAGUCUAAAGCGCAACAGACCUUAGAGAAGGAUGCGCCACUACAUAAAUCCUCCGACUCUGUAGUGAAAGAGGCGAAAAGGCGACCCAUCAGCGCUCAAGAGGACGGGUGUCUUUCGCGGCUGUUCGACUUGCCACCGGAACUCAUCGACGAGGUACUCUCCCACCUCCACCCAAUCGACCUCCUUCACCUGUGUCGCACGACCAAGCUCCUGCGAUCCAUGCUCCUCAACCGUUCCACAGCUUUCCUGUGGCGCCGCUGCAUGGCGAACGUGCCCGAACAUCCUCUGAAUCCCGGUGUGCCCGACGUGCCGCCGAAGCCGGACGAUCUGAAUGAACCGCAGUGGGCAAAUCUGCUGUAUGGAAAAGUAGGAUGCUACCGCUGUCAUUCCCACAUCGCCAACUUCGUUUCUUGGCAGACAAAUCAGCGCCUUUGCAAGAAAUGCAUAAAUGCCAGAUUCGUCGCAAUCCAGCAGCUCUGGGGAUUCUCCAUCAUCCCUUAUCAACAUAUGUUCCACCGAGAACAACAUGCAAAAUCGAUACUGCCACAUUACAGACACCUUCCGGCUGUAAACCCGUUCACUGGCUGUUCUUCCUGGAAAGGACGCGGGCCACCCCUGUAUUGCCAGGAGACUGCCAGUCGAUAUGAGCAGGAAUGGGUGGCUCAGGCGACAGUCCCCGUGGAGAAAGGCGAUGCUGGGAAUCAGAAGCAGGACGCUCAGAAGAUCUCGUACGUCAGUUGGAAGCCUUGGGUCAAGCAGAAGCAGGAGCAGUUAAAUGCGCUGGUGAAGCACGAGAAGCUAUGCGAGGACUGGGCCGUGCGCGAGUUCGAGCGCAAAUGCGAUCAGAGAGAACGAGCCGUCAUCCAGCGCCUCACCGACCUCGGCUUGGGCGACGCGGUCGCACGGCUUCCGGCCGGGGAACUCGGAGCGCUGAGAGGCGUGCGGACGGAGCAUGCUCUGAGCGAGGAAUCCUGGUUGAACAUCAAGAGCAGGAUCGUAUCCUAUGUACGCCGCAUGCGGGACAAGCGAUUGCAGAAGGAGAAGGAGGGCAAGAGUAAUUCUUAAUGAUCUCGUCUAGGAACUUCGCUGCAUCGUAUAGUUGGCGGCCACCAGAUGUUCGUCACCGCCUCGACGAUAUGCAAUACUAAAAUCCUAGCCUAAGUUUGUGGUAGUACUAUGUCUAUACGCAACCCUAGUACCGAGUCUACUGCAUGUGUGCUGCGCCGCUGAGCAAUAAGCCAGCGCUCGAA
Schizophyllum commune H4-8 is the source of this 1570-nucleotide messenger RNA. RefSeq lists its product as uncharacterized. The coding region runs from base 6 to 1385 and encodes 459 amino acids. The transcript is spliced from 8 exons. Gene Ontology annotation, molecular function: protein binding. NCBI's taxonomy places the organism in Eukaryota, Fungi, Basidiomycota, Agaricomycetes, Agaricales, Schizophyllaceae. The record is from RefSeq and is a predicted model, not a curated record.